AAAAAAAAGGUCCAUUAUUUUAUUUAUCGUAAGAAGAACGGUAUCUCUUCUAUUUUUGUCUGCAAUAAAGUGCAAAAUAAAAAAGCCCUAGCUCUCACACAGCAAUACUAGUACUAGUAGAUACCCGAAGCUUUUGGAAGAUAAACACAGCAAAUCAAUUUCUGCAUUUGAAAUACCCACCAAAGGUUAAGUAGUGAUGGAGUCUCAAGAGAAUAAUAAUGAUUCAAAGGGGGGAUUCCGUAAGCUGUCGAAUGAUGCAGUUAACAGGAAAUACAGGCGUCGCUCUCCCCUUGAUGGAUCCUCCUCCCCUGACGGGAGCCCUGGCCGCAAGAGGAGCUCUAGUCCUAUCCCAUCGAGGAAGGAUGAUUGGCGACACAAGGAUGAUUAUUUAGAUCGAAACCGACAAGGUCGAGGUGGUGAAUCUCACAGGCAGUCUUCUAGGAGUUCUCGCAAUCACCAUAGGCACGACAGGCAUACUGAUGAUGAUGAUAGAGGAUAUUCAAAACUAUCCUCUCAUUCUCAUCGUGAUUCAAAAGUGGACAAUUAUUCCAAGAACUCCAGGCGAGAUAAUGAUCAUAGAUCAAGAGACUACCCACGUGACAUUGACAAACACUACCGAGAUAGGUAUGAGGAUUUAGGGCAUAGAAGCAAGAACCGGGAGAGAGAAACUUCAUCAUUCAAAGAUAAAGAUUCAUCAUUUGAUAGAGUAGGAUCAGGUAGGUGUUAUAAUAAAUCUAGCAUUGACGAUAAUAGAUCCAGGGAGAGUGAUAGGUAUAAGGAGUAUAGAGACAGCCGAGAUCACAAGAGUGAUCGUUUGCCUGCUUAUGAGGAGUCUAGAAGCAAACGAAAUGAGUCAAAUUCAAGAAAAGACCGUUCUGUGCAACGGCUGAAGGAAGCAGAGUUGGAUGACGAGAAAUACACCAAAGAGGAAAGGAAGAACUAUCAGGACCGAGAGAAGAUAUUUGAAGACAGAAAUGUUGGUUCUGGUAAAGGGCGAGAGUCUCCAGCUAAGAAGUCAAAAUUCUCAGGCAUGGAUCAGAGUUCUGAGCAGGGAAAAGAUGGCUUGAAUCCAGCAAGUGCAGCUGAUGGAAACCUUUCUUCGAACUCAAAACAAGGUCAAGAUCCAAACAGUGAAUUGGCUUUGGAGCAUGGGGUAAAAGACUCUGAUAUAGAUGCUGCAAAAAUUGCUGCAAUGAAGGCUGCUGAAUUAGUUAAUAGAAACCUUAUUGGAACGGGUAUCAUGACUACUGACCAAAAGAAGAAGCUGCUGUGGGGAAACAAGAAAACGACCACUAAUACUGAAGAGUCCACUCAUCGUUGGGAUACAUCACUAUUUGGUGACAGCGAGCGUCAAGAAAAAUUCAACAAACUCAUGAGUCUGAGGUUGCCUUGGUGCCUAUGGCCAAUUGUAGGGUGUGAAAGGCGAGGUGAAGACAGAGAACAAACCAGUCAUUCACGAUGCAGAGAGGCAAAAGGAGCUCCAGAUGGACUUGGAGAAGCAAUAUACUGCUGGACUUCGCCGAAGAGAUGGUCGUACAGUUGGACUAGGUCUCUAAGAUUUUCCCUUAAUCAUCUUUGUAUUUUUACUACUCUUGUGGUGGUUGUGUUGUGCUGUUUUGCAGUUCUGGAGCUGCAUGUAUUAUGUCUUACUAAACUAUGUAUCCUGAAAUUUCCGUUAUCUUGUGAUCAUGGAUUGUAUUGGUCUACAACUGUAGUUGAUGUUAUGAUGGAGAUUUCUUUUGAUAUUAGCUGGUUUUCCCAGUUGAACACACUUGUGGUGUGUUGCUUCUGUUGGGGUCUCUGGUACAUGCAUAGCUUGCGCAAUAGCUACAAUUCCAUGUAUCAAAGGGAUCCUCGAAAAAGCUUUUCCCUACUUUGUGUUUAGUUGACUAAUGGAAAAGAUAACGAAAUUAUUGAAUUUAGUGUUUGUCUUUUAUUGAAUUUUUAAUAAGAGACAAACGCU
This is a messenger RNA of Lycium ferocissimum, 1963 nucleotides long. RefSeq lists its product as uncharacterized. Lineage: Eukaryota; Viridiplantae; Streptophyta; Magnoliopsida; Solanales; Solanaceae. The transcript is spliced from 7 exons. The coding region runs from base 197 to 1885 and encodes 562 amino acids. The record is from RefSeq and is a predicted model, not a curated record.